Molecule: messenger RNA, 1302 nt
Organism: Oryza brachyantha (malo sina)
Lineage: Eukaryota; Viridiplantae; Streptophyta; Magnoliopsida; Poales; Poaceae
Product: UDP-galactose/UDP-glucose transporter 5
Exons: 11
Coding region: 1-1062 (353 amino acids)
Biological process (GO): transmembrane transport
Cellular component (GO): endoplasmic reticulum membrane; Golgi membrane
Molecular function (GO): 3'-phosphoadenosine 5'-phosphosulfate transmembrane transporter activity
Source: RefSeq, a predicted model, not a curated record
AUGGCGGAAGCCGCGUCGUCGUCGUCGGCGGCGGCGGCGGCGCUGCCGGUGGCGGCGGGGAGGGACAAGGACGACCGCCGCCGCAUGUCGGCGAGGUGCGGGUUCGCGGUCGUCGGCAUCAUGAGCACCCUCCUCGUCUACGGCGUCCUCCAGGAAAAAAUCAUGAGAGUUCCGUAUGGAGCAGAAAAGGAAUUCUUCAGAUACUCACUUUUUCUUGUUUUCUGUAACCGCAUCACCACAUCCAUGGUGUCUGCACUGGUGUUAACGGCAAGUAAGAAAUCCCUGGACCCUGUGGCUCCACUUCAGAAAUACUGUGUGGUCUCUGUAUCAAACAUACUGACUACAACUUGCCAGUACGAGGCACUCAAGUAUGUGAGUUUCCCUGUCCAAACGCUUGCCAAAUGUGCAAAGAUGAUACCUGUGAUGAUUUGGGGCACAAUAAUAAUGAGGAAGAAGUACGGUGGAAAAGAUUACUUCUUUGCUGUUGUCGUGACUGUGGGUUGCUCAUUGUUCAUUCUAUACCCAACAUCAAUGGAUGCCAAUCCAUUCAACAAAGGCAGAGAAAACACCAUUUGGGGCGUUUCACUCAUGCUUGGUUAUCUUGGAUUUGAUGGAUUCACAAGCACUUUCCAAGAUAAACUCUUUAAAGGGUAUGACAUGGAAAUACACAAUCAAAUAUUCUACACAACAAUGUGCUCCUGUGUUCUUAGUUUGAGUGGACUUAUUCUCCAGAAUCAGAUGAUUCCAGCUGUGGACUUCAUGUUUCGUCAUCCAGAUUGCUUCUAUGACGUUGUGAUCCUAUCCAGUGUUGCAACAGCUAGUCAGUUCUUCAUAUCGUACACCAUACGAACAUUUGGGGCUCUCACAUUUGCUACAAUAAUGACGACUAGGCAGCUUGUGAGUAUAUUAUUGUCAUGCGUCUGGUUUGUACAUCCUCUUAGCUGGAUGCAGUGGGUUGGCGCUGCCAUUGUAUUUGGAGCCCUGUACACAAAGAGCCUCUUGAGAAGUAAACCGCAGAAGCCAGCGGCUGCAAGCACGUCAAAUUCUGCUAACAACAGCUGACCAAACAAGCGUGAGAAGAAAUUCUACACCGGACUAAAGUCUUCGGUAUCAGAGAUCAAUGACAGACAUCUGACAAGUAUAAGCGACGACAGAUCUUAGUGCUAUCAUGUUAACAUGGAGCUCAUAAGGCUGAGGGAACUAUAGCUUAGAAUCCAGUGGCAAAUAGCUGAGGGAGGUCAGCCUGCUGGUAGUGAACUCUGUUGCCGUUUUUUUGAGGCUUAUAUGAGGCCGUUCUCUGCA